This is a messenger RNA of Rotaria socialis, 1053 nucleotides long. Lineage: Eukaryota; Metazoa; Rotifera; Eurotatoria; Philodinida; Philodinidae. The record is from the annotation of a GenBank genome assembly.
AUGAGUAAUACUUACAAUAAUUUAUGGAUGAUUAUUAAUCCACUAUUAAGCACAUUUCCUGCCUAUCAAAUCAAUAUUCAGCCAUAUUGGAUUGUCGCUGUUGAACUAAUUGUGUCUCAACUCUUCCAACGCAUUUGGCAUCACUUCAAAUAUGGCACCUGGUUUACAACACUCGAAAUAGCUGGUCUAAUACAGAUACUUCAAAAACGUUUGAUGAACUUAAAUAAAACCACCCAAUCAUCUCCAACUGGUGUCGCUGAAACCAAUACGAGUACUAUAGACGGUGCCAAUGCUAACAUCAUUGAAAACAAAGUCCGUCUAAAUAAACUACGCAAUAUGAUUGACAUCGAUUAUUUUGACGCAAUCAACUGUCUAUUAAUACUCGGACACGCCAUUUGGUAUUGUGUUAUUCAAUCAACAUGCAGUAUGUCAUCGUCUUCGAUAGCAACACCAUGGAAUUGUUACAAUGUUUUUGUUUCCUAUUCGACAACUACACUGAACUGCAUUUAUAAGACGUACAUGCUCGGCUACAUGAAAGUUAUUAAAAUAGAUGCUAUACAAGGCAGUUUACGCUGGCUAAUUCAUUACGCUAUAUUGUUCAUCAUAAUAAUAUCACUCGUCUUUGUUACUUCUCUCAUGUUGCCCUUCAUUCUUACUCAUGUUGUGCCGAUGUUCAUUAUCUAUAUUUGGAUGUCCAUAAUCUAUAUCGGAGUUUGUAUCUAUUUAGCUUUAUUUGGGUUUGAAUUUUACGAUGAAAUCGAAGAAUUUCCAGUGAGAAGAACGGGAAAUGAGCUUCUUGUAAGUCAGAAUUCAAGUAUUCAAGAACUUUGCUCCUUCAUGUUUAGUUCAAAAGACAUACCACAUGUAUUAUUGAGUAUCGUAUUAGCACUUGUUAUUACAAAAUUUCCGAUUCUAUUAUCGAUCUUUUUCAAUUAUACUCAAAGUUUUUAUUAUGGAGAAAGUUAUUUGAAAUCGAUUGUGGAUGAUUAUAAAGUAAGGGAUACACCCACACCCACACCCUCAGGAACCCGCACAAAUUCAGAUAUAUAUUAA